Molecule: messenger RNA, 1194 nt
Organism: Drosophila persimilis
Lineage: Eukaryota; Metazoa; Arthropoda; Insecta; Diptera; Drosophilidae
Product: cytochrome c1, heme protein, mitochondrial
Exons: 1
Coding region: 14-1078 (354 amino acids)
Biological process (GO): mitochondrial electron transport, ubiquinol to cytochrome c
Molecular function (GO): electron transfer activity; heme binding
Source: RefSeq, a predicted model, not a curated record
GAAAAGUGUAAUCAUGGCUAACAAAUUUGGACACGCUAUCUCGAAGCUCCUGCAGCUUUCCAAGGGCUAUCUGAAACGCUCACCUGUGCGCCCAAAGUCAAGCUUUUCGGCUCCCAACUGGAUCCCGGGACGUUCAAAAUGGCUGGCUUUCGGUGCUCUGACCGGCGGACUGGGGGCGCUGCUAUACGCCCUGGAUGCGAGUGUGGAUGCCUCGCACGACUGCGUGCACCCACCGAAGCAGUUUUGGAACCAUAAGGGUCUACUGUCGGCCCUCGACAAGGAGGCUGUACGCCGCGGCUACCAGGUGUACAAGGAGGUGUGCUCCUCGUGCCACUCACUGCAGUACAUUGCGUACCGCAAUCUGGUCAACAAUUGCAUGACCGAAGCGGAGGCGAAGGCACAGGCCGAGCAGGUGAUGGUGAAGGAUGGACCCGACGAGAACGGCGAGUACUUUGAGCGUCCGGGCAAGCUGUCCGACUAUUUGCCGUCGCCCUAUCCGAACGAGGACGCCGCUCGCUCGGCCAACAACGGAGCCUAUCCGCCGGACCUGAGCUACAUCGUGUCCGCCCGCAAGGGCGGCGAGGACUACAUUUUUGCACUGCUGACUGGCUACUGUGAUCCACCAGCUGGGUUCGUGCUGCGCGACGGCCAGUACUUCAAUCCGUACUUCUCUGGCGGCGCCAUAUCGAUGGGUCAGGUCAUCAACAACGAGGUUGUGACCUACGCUGACGAGGAGGUUGCCCCAUCGGGGUCCCAGAUUGCAAAGGAUGUGGUCACGUUCCUCAAGUGGACCUCGGAGCCGGAGGCAGAUGAGCGCAAGCUGCUGCUGAUCAGGGUGUUCCUCAUUUGUUCAUUCCUGAUUGGACUCAGCUACUACAUCAAGCGCCAUAAGUGGUCGGCGUUGAAGUCACGCAAGAUUUUCUACGUGCCGGAGGUCACUGGAAACGGAAAUGGCCAGAGCAAGGGAAACGGCCAUGGCAAUGCAAAGGCCAAGACCGAUGAAGCUUGCCCCAAACAUGAGCGCAACAAGAAGGAGGGAUAUGGCAAGAAUAACUAUGGAUAUUGGAAGCCCAAGUAAUCAUCAUAUACUCAAAUAUUCAUUAAAUGCUGUAUGGAAAAUGUAUUUUCCAAUUCGUACGUAAAAAAAACAUGUUCAAAAACAAUAAUUCACCGCGCGCUGCUAUCGAUAACAAG